AUGACAAAUUAUCAAAAAUUAUAUCGAGGUAAUAAAAAUUACUUUAUUGGACGAAUGUCUGAUAAAAAUGCUCGUUUGGUUGUAAAGAAAAUUAAAUUAAGCAAUGGGUCAAGCGGGACUGAAGAAGGAAAUAAGUACGCAAACAAAGAUAGAUGAGCCAGAAAACACAGAGAAAAUUAUAGAUUUAUUGUUGAUAUCGUCUGGAUUGCGAUCAUCUUUAUGUUUGGUAUUAUAAUGAGUGCCAAACUAGCGCUAGGCGCAAUGAUCUUAUUUUGGGCGUACCAUCAUCAACUAUUCAGAAGAAAGAAAUCAAAAGACAAAUAUUUUUACUAUAAAACAACGUUAGAAACAGUGAUGGAAGUGACUGAUGAGUCAGACAUAGAAUAA
Blepharisma stoltei is the source of this 387-nucleotide messenger RNA. The record is from the annotation of a GenBank genome assembly. NCBI's taxonomy places the organism in Eukaryota, Ciliophora, Heterotrichea, Heterotrichida, Blepharismidae.